This is a messenger RNA of Blastocystis hominis, 1536 nucleotides long. RefSeq lists its product as hypothetical. The record is from RefSeq and is a predicted model, not a curated record. Bases 1 to 1479 code for a protein of 492 amino acids. Lineage: Eukaryota; Bigyra; Opalinata; Blastocystidae. The transcript has 7 exons.
AUGGACAGCUGCAGAACACGCAAAAUUCUUAGAAGGAUACAGACUCUAUGGGAAGGAUUGGAGGCGUAUCUCCACAAUCGUAACAACGCGAACAUUGAUUCAAAUCCGCACACACGCCCAGAAAUUCUUUCUCAAAAACGACUUCUCCACGAAAUACGAUCGGAUGAACGACGGAGGCGAGCCAACCGAUCGUCUGUGCUCUGGGGAGUUUCGGAACGCGUUCGUGUGCGUGCGGCCGCCGGGACAUCACGCGGGAACGGACGGGUUGUUGACCACGGCGUCGUCGUGCGGGUUCUGCGUGUUCAACAACGUGAUGAUCGCGGCGUUCCACGCGCUGGAAAAAUACCCCCAGAUCGUCAAGAAAAUCGCGAUUGUCGAUAUCGACAUCCACCACGGCAACGGCACCGAGCAGAUUCUCCAGAAAUACAACCAUCCCGAGCAGUUUUUGUUCUGGUCCUCGCACAUCUAUUUCCGCGUUUUGAUUGGCUGAACGGGUUUUUCGUGCAGGAUCUCCACCACGACUACGAGUUUUACCCGGGCACCGGCAAAACCGACCACCUCACCGACAACAUCUACAACCAGCCGCUCCAGCCGCUCUGGGAGACCGAGCAGUACCUCCGUUUCCACGGCGGCCGCGUGCUGUUCCGACACGCGGUUUCGGCGCGGUUGCUGCCGCUGUUGCGGAGCUUCGGUCCGGAUUUGAUCCUGGUGUCGUCGGGGUUCGACGGAGGCUACGGCGACGUGGGGAACCAGCGCUUCAUCCCGACGAUCCAGGCGGGCAUGGACCUGAAAAUCGAGGACUACGCGUGGGUGCUGGGGAAGGUGAUGGAGGUCGCGAGCGUCUGCUGCGACGGCCGCGUGGUGAGUCUGCUGGAAGGGGGCUACGGGUCCUACAAGCGGCAGAAGGGCUCCAACGACACCGCGUUGGUCAGAGAGCCGCUGGCGAAGAACGUCGCGGGGCAUCUGCGCGGACUGCUCGGCGAUUUUGUGGGGGAGAAGGAGAGCUCGAAUUCCCGCGGGAGUGCUGGGAACCGCGGGAAUCGCGGGAGUGUGUGCGGGUGCGGGGAGCUGCGCGAUGAGGAGAUGAUCGAGUGCGCGGUGGGGAAGAAAUGCGGCGGAUGGGUGCACUACAGCUGCGCGGGAAUCGAAAUGGGCUCGCACCAGGAGAGCGACGAGCCGUUCAUUUGCCGAUGGUGCCGAGCGGAGGGAGUCAAUCUGCAGGAGGCGAGGAAGGAGAAGGAGGAGAAGGAGAAGGAGAAGGAGAGGGAGAAGGAGAGGGCGAUGCAGGAGAAAGAGGAGGAGAAAAUGACGAUGCGGCUGCGGAGUCGGAAGAAGGACGCGGAUGGAGGGUAUUAUGGAGGGUAUCGGCGCGAUGGAGAGAGCGAUGAGGAGAAUCAUCCGCGGCGAAAACGAGCGAGAUAUUCGGGAUAUGGGCAUGCGAGUCGAGAAAGCAUUUUGGAUGAAGAUUAUGAACAAUAAAAAGUAGCGUGGAACCAACGGAACUGUGUUGAAUGAAUGAAUGAAUGAAUGAAUAAU